AUGUUUCUUAAUUCAAUGGUUGAACCAGAUAAAAAAGAUCAUAAUAAAACAGCUGAUCUUGAAGAUACAGUUCGAAAUCUUCGAGAAGAAAAUGCAAAACUUUUACAAUUACUUCGUUCUCAAGGACUUUUACUCGAUUCUUCAAUAAAUCAAAAUGGAAAAUCUAGUGAUAAUACAAUAUUUCCAAUAUCAAAUCAACAAAAAGAUUCAACAAAUAUAACAUUCGAUCAUUCCGAUAUAACAUUAACAACAAAUUCAAUAAAUAAUAUAAAUCAAAUCAAUCAUCAACAUAUUAAUAAUCAUAGUUCUAUAAAUCAACAAACAUAUAAUGGACAAACUAUACAUGGUAAUCAAUCAAAUAUAACACCUAAUUUUAAUACAGUUAUACAAACAACAACACAACCAUUUGUACAAAAUAGUUCAAAUACACUCGUACAAAAUAAUACAAAUUUAAUUCAACCAAUUAAUUUAGUUAAUUUUAAUAAUGUUAGUUUAGAUUCAAUACAAUCAUUUUUUGCUUCACAAAAUAAUGUUGUUUAUUUAUCUCAAACAUCAUCAUCUUCAUCAUCAACAACACCAACAACAACAACAACUACAACAACAUCAUCAUCAUCAUCAUCAUCUGCAUCUGCAAAUUCUAUUAUAACAAAUACAAAUGUUAAUGAAUUAUUACCUUCAACAUCAUCAUCAUCAUCAACUGAACAACAUCAAAUAUCAAUUCGACCAAAAUUAUCAUUAUUACAUCAACAUCAAGAAUUAGUACCAGUUAUACCGAAAAUAAAACCUGAACAUUAUGAAAGUAUUACAAGACAAUUAUCAUCAUCAUCAUCAUCAUCAACAACAACAACAACAACAAAUAAUGAUACAACGAAUUUAAUUGAUAAUGAUUCGAAUGAUUCAAAAUAUAAAUAUCCAAGACCUAUUCGUCCUAAACCAUCAUCAAGAACGAAUUCUUUACAAGCCUAUAAUUCUGUUGUUGCUCAUGAAACAAAAUCAUCAUCAUCAUCAUCAUCAUUUGUUGAUAAUAAUUCUCCAACAUGUUUAUCACCAUCAUUAGAUCAUCAAAUAGAUUUAUCAACAACAACAACAACAAGUCUUUCAACAACAGCAAAUAAAAAAUCUAGUAAAAAUCGUGUACGUAAUCGUAAUAAAAAAACAUCUUUAUCAUCAACAAUUAUACCGUCAAAUAAUUCUACACUUAUACCAAUAGCACCAAAUCUUAAUCGAACAUUAACACCAUCAAUAGUAAAUGUUCAACGUUUAGUAACAUCAAAUAAUUCUUCAAUAACAAAACGUUCAAUAACAAAUAAAAAACAAUCCAAACGUAAUACUAAAACAUUAAUUCAUUCUCAUAGUGAAAAUAUUUUACAACAAAAUUCAUCAUCAUCACCAAUUAAUUCAUUUGCUGAAUCAAUAUCAGGUUUAUUAGAAAAUUUUGAUCAAGAAUUAAUUGCAUCAAAUUUUCUAUCACAAACAACAACAACAAGUAACUUAUUAACAAAUGAAAAUAAUUCAAUUAUUUCAACAGAUCAUAUAAAUUUACAACGUAUUGUUAAUAAUCCUAUACAACAACAAGAAAUUUAUCAAUCAACAACAUCAAUGCCAACACUUGAUGAAUUUAAUAUUCGACUUGAAAAUGAUACAACAACAAUAUUAACAAAUCAAACAAUAAAUGAUUAUAAUGUUGAAAAUGAACAAAUAACAUCAUUUAUGAAUGAAGAAGAUAUGCGUUUUGUUGAAAUGAAUUUUGAUGAAAAUAUUUUUUUAAAACAAUUUGAUUUAGAUGAUCCAGGUAUUAAAUUACAUGUUCAUUCAGAUCAAAAUAUCUUUGCUAAUAUUUUAACUAAUAAUAAUAAUAAUAAUGAAUUAUUACAAAUACAACAACAACACAAUCAAAUUAAUGAACAAACAAUAAUACAUCAAAAUCAAUCAUCGCUUCCUCCUCCUCCUCCUUCCAUUUAUUCAGGUUCAUCAUUAAUUAAUAAUAAUGUUUUUACAACUCUUGUUCCACUUGGUUCACAACGACAAACAUUUAAAACAAAUGCAUUUAAUAAUAAUAAUAAUAAUAGUACAAUGUCUUUAUUACCAGAAGAAGGUGUUCAAUUGACUGCUCGUCAUAUUGAACCAAGUCAAGUAGCUACAUAUGAAUCUUCAAAAUAUCAAGAUAUUCUCGAUGAUUUAGUUAUGGUUACAGAUCAAGAUGCAUUACGACAUGCACAAGCUACAGCUGCUGAUGAUCCAUCUGUUGUAUCAACAGAUUUUUCAUUUGUAUUACUUGAAGCAGCUAAUGAAAUAAUGAAAAAUACAAAUAUUCAAAUUGUUGAAGAAAAUUCAACAGUAUUUAAUGAAUUACAAUAUUUUUAUCCUAUUGAAAAUGAACAAACAAAUUUAGAAAAACAAUUAGAAACUUAUGAAAAUAAACAACAAAAUGAAUCCGAACAACAAGAACAACCAAUUGUUAUACUUGAAAAAUUACAAUCAGAAAUUUUAACAUCAACAAAUUUAACAGAAAAUGUUCUUAAUGAUUCAAUUAAUGAUAUAUUACAAUAUGAUCAAAUACAUUCACCUAUUAAUCAUGAACAAUCAACAACAGAAUUAAUAACACCAAUAAAAAAUCUUUCAAAUAAUUUAUUAACAACAAAAUCACCUAAUAAUAAUAAUUCGGAAUUAUCAUUAACAAAUAGAUCUAAUAAUGAAGAAAUAACAUCAUAUUCACCUAUAUCAGAUACAUUAAUAAUAUCAACAAAUUUUAUUCAACAACAAUUACAAUCAAUUGAACCAAUUACAAAAUCAUCUAUUAUGUUUGAACCUAUAUCAUCACCAUCAAAUCCUUCAUCACCAAUUCCAAAAGAAAUUAUUCUUGAUUCAGGUCAUUUAAAUGAAUUAAAUUCAGAUAAAAUUGAUUCUUUUAAUAAUGAUGAAAUUGAAGAAUUAUUAUGUGAUACAAUAAAUAAUAAUAAUAAUCAAUAUGAAAUAAUUGAAAAUCAAGGACAAACAUCAAUAAAAAAUUCAAUUAUUAUUGAUAAUAUUGAUCAAUUAAUUGAACAAAUUGAACCAUCAUCAUCAUCAUCAAAACGUUUAGAAUUAUUUGAACAAACAUUUAUACGUUAUCAAAAAAAAUAUUAUUUAAAUUUAAAAUAUCAACAAAAUAUUUUAUUUAAUAAACUUCAUGAACAACAUUUAACAAUUCCAACAGUUAAUUUAAAAUAUCCAAUAGAAAAAUUUUUUAUUAAAGAAAUUGAAGAACAAUCAUCAUCACCUAAACAACAUAUUGAACGUCCAUCAUUAAAAAUAACUAUACGAACAAAAUUACCUAUACAAAAUUCUCUUGAUAAAAAAAUUCGUAAAAUAAAAAAGAAAAAAUUUCAUCAACAAAAUAAAAAAAAAUCUCAUAAUAAUAAUCAAAUUGAAACUGAAUAUGCUGGUUUAACACGUUUUGAACAACCAUUAGCACAAUUAUAUCAUCAACCAUCACCACCAACAUCUAAUGAAACUUUAUUACCUAAAAAUGAAAUUUUAACAUCACCAUUAUCAACAAUACAACAAAAUGAUUUACAAAUAUCAACAAAUAUACAUUCAGGUUUUAUGAUUAAUGAACAAACACCACCAUCAAGUAUAAUAUCAUCAAUUGAACAUAAACAAAAUUCACCACCAUUAUUAAUUAAUCAAACAAAAAAUGAAAAAUUAACAACAAAUUAUUCAGAUUUACUUAAUAAUAAUAAUAAUAAUAAUAAUGAUCAUCAUCAUCAAAAUAAUAAUACAUUUAUAACACCACCACCUGAAAUUGAUCAUAAUAAUUUAAUACAACAAAAAUCUAAUACAUAUGAAAAUUUUUGUCAACAAUUUUCAAAUAGUUCAAAUAAAAAAAAACAUCGUCAUAGAAAAUCAAGUAUAACAAGUAGUACAAGUAGUAAAUCAUUAACAAAUCUUGAUUAUGCUAUUGAUACAGAAGAACUUGAACCCGUUUCACCAACACCAUUAUUAAUAACAGCAAAUAAACAAAAACAUUUACAUAAUCAAUCACAAUCAUCAACAUCAUCAUCUAAUUAUAAUGAUAUAUCACCACCUUAUUUUGAACAUCAACAACAAAAAUAUAUUAAAGAUCAUCAUUCAAAAAAAUCAUCAUCAUCAUCAUCAUCAUCAAAUCGAUCAUCAAGAAUAACAUCAUCACAAAUUUAUCAACAAUCACGUUCAUUACCAAAUCAUAAUUAUCGAACAUCACAAGAGCCACCAUUAAUACCACCUAUUUUACCUGUACCACCACCACCACCACCAAUUCAUAUUGAUCCAUAUGUUCAAACUUAUCAUCAUUUUGCACCACCACCACCACCACCAUAUUUUAAUUUUCCAUAUCCACAUCCAUUUCUUAAUCCACAUUCAACAACAUCAGGUCAUUUUCAUCCUCAUUCUAUGAAAUAUCAUCAUCAUCAUCCUCAUAUUCAUCCAUCUCAUGCAUAUCCACAACAAUAUCCUUAUCAUGCUCAUUUACAAAGGCAACAACAGUAUAAUAAUUCCAAUUAUAUGUCUUCUCGUGAUCAUCAUCCAUUCGACAGGUAG
Rotaria sordida is the source of this 4557-nucleotide messenger RNA. Lineage: Eukaryota; Metazoa; Rotifera; Eurotatoria; Philodinida; Philodinidae. The record is from the annotation of a GenBank genome assembly.